CAAAGUUGUAUUGUAUUGUUCUUUAAAUAAACCACACUUUAAGAAGUUUCAAGUGUAUACACAAAAGGAGAGUGUAUACGAUAAACAUAUAUUAGACGAGAACUUGGGGGAAAUAUUAUAGACGAAACAGGGUGAUUUAUAUUUUUACCGAAUUUAAAGAAAAAGGACACACCAAUUCUAAAGAAGGAAAUUUGUCACAAGUUAAAAUUUUGUUCCUUUCUAUAGUUAAAUUCAAAAUCUACUUUUAUAUUGAAAAUAUAGUGGGGUAGCUGAACAUGGGACCCAACGAUAAUUCAAAAUACCAAGGGGGUAAUAUACACGAGGGGGAAUAUGUUCCUCUUCCUUCAAGACCUUUCCCCAUAAGUAGAAGUACAGGCACACCAACCCCAGAAUUACCACAGCUGCAACUAGGAGAAUUGAGUCUCAAUCAGGGGAAUGAUUCUUCUGCUGCGUUUGAAGAGUCAUUGAUCGCUGAAGGGAAAGAGGAAGAGACAAGAGAAGAAACAGCUGCAGCAUCGUGGGCUGUGGCAGUUCCAGCCGGGAGUUCAAAAGUUGGAGCUCCAGAAUUUGUACAUAAAUGGACUCAUGCAUACUCUAUCCUUUGUGUGAUUGCUGCGCCCUCCAAAAACUUGUUGGCAUGUGGGACACAAGAUUCCAAGAUUUUGUUGUUUGAUAUGGACGAUUACAGUUUGAAGCAGGAGAUUGCCUGCGGUAGUCAAAAUCAUCUGCUGGCAAUUCUUUGUUUAGCAUUGAGUGGAGAUGAGAACUUUUUAUUCAGUGGUGGAAGUGACCUGUUAGUUAAAGUAUGGGAUUUGAGUGGAUACAGUCAAAGUGAAGAUGAUGGUAUAAGUGAAAGAUCAUCAGAGAGGGGAAACAAAGAAUCUGAAAUUGAAGAAUCUCAGAUUCCUUCCACAAGUGUUGUAGAAAUUCAUUGUACCCAUAUUGUAUAUUCAUUGGUUGAUAUUGGAGAUAUCUUUUCCAUCGCUUGGUCAGAUGAAUUAUCAACUCUUUUCAUUGGAGCACAAUGCGCUGCUAUACUUUGGACUACGAUCUCACUUCUGCCAGAAAGAGCUGGAAGUGGAACGACUAAUAGUGGAGCUAACACUUCCAAAAUAGAACGUUUACCGCAUUAUAGAUAUGAUAAGUUUUUCGAUUCAAAGGGACCAGGUGGUUCAGUUAAUCUUCUUCAAACUAAACAACAACGUCUCAAGGAUACCGAAGUUUCAGCAGUCCCUCCUCGCAAGAGGACAAAGUUAGUUGAGAUUGCUAAUGAUGAUAUAAUCAGAUUUUCUCACAAUGGGUAUGUCUAUUGUAUGGAGUUAUUUAAUUGUGCAACUCAAGUUCAGACGAAUGAUUUCCUUCACAAAUAUCGUGAGGAUUAUGAUAAUGUUCUUAUCACCUGUGGGGGUGAUGGAAUGGUUAAAUUCUGGGGGACUACCACUGAUGCUGAAAGCAAUAAAUUGGUUCUUAAAUCAAUUGAAUCAUUAGAUAGUCAAGAUCUGAUCCUUUCCAUGGCAAUUCUGGACUCCUACAUCUAUGCCGGACUCUCUAACUCUACAGUGAAUGUAUGGGAUUUAACUACUCUUCAACUUAUUAGGUCAUUUUGUUAUGAUAAUGAGACCUCAGGGACAGGCGCAGAUAAACACGACGAGGUGCUUCUGAUUGGUAUUCAUAAUAAUUGCAUUUUUAAAGCUUCAAACAGAGGUGGAUUAUCAAAACUUAGGUUAAAGAACCACCUUGCCAAAUCCGCUAUUUACGAGGAAGUGCGUAUCGAUGAAAGAACCGCUUCUUCUGGAGAUUUCAAUAAAUGUGAACCAGUUUUAGCAGUGAAAAUUUUUACUAGUAAAACUGGGGCAACUUACCUUUUGCUGGGUGGUGAUAAAUCCUUAUGUCUUUGGGAUAUUUCUACGGUAGACGUAGUGUUGGAAGACUUAUAUUUACAAGAGGGACUGACUGCAAGUCUGAAUAGCCUGUUAUUUGGAGAGAAUACUCCACUGCUUCAGAGGUCAAUACCCGACUCUCACUUUGAUAAUGAACAUUUACUUAAGGUCCUUCAACGGUUUAUCUCAUACAAGACAAUUUCAAGAUAUCCUGCUCAUUAUAUUGAAGAUCUGCGCCAUUGUGCUCAAUUUUUAACAAAAUUAUUAAUUGGAUUCGGUGCAUCCCAUACAAAAUUACUCGCAGUGGAAAAUGGAAAUCCUAUUGUAUAUUCAACCUUUAGUAGAAAUACUGAAGUUGAUGAAAAUCUGGAAAAAGCAAAAAGAAUUUUAUGGUAUGCUCAUUAUGAUGUGGUUGACGCCACUAGACGUGACGCUUGGGCCACUGAUCCAUUUUCAUUGACUGCUAAGGAUGGAAAUCUAUAUGGUAGAGGGGUUUCCGAUAAUAAGGGACCAACUCUUGCAGCCAUUUUCGCUGUAGCAGAAUUAUUCCACCGCAAAGAACUUUCUGUGGAUGUAGUCUUCAUCAUUGAAGGGGAAGAAGAAUGUGGAUCUAUUGGAUUUCAAGAUGUGAUUAAUACCCAUAAACCUUUAAUUGGUGACAUAGAUUGGGUGAUGCUUUCUAAUUCUUAUUGGCUUGAUGAUGAGAUCCCAUGUCUUAACUAUGGUCUCAGAGGGGUUAUCAAUGCAUCCAUUACCAUUAAAUCAGAGAAGCCUGAUCGUCAUUCUGGAGUUGAUGGUGGAGUUCUGAAGGAACCAACAAUGGACUUGAUUCAAAUUAUCAGCAAACUCAUAAACCCAAAGGAUGGUAAAGUUUCAAUUCCUGGAUUCUAUGAUGACGUAUUGCCUAUUACCAAACAAGAAAUUGAAAUCUACGAGAAGAUUGAAAAAGCGGUUCUUAAAAAGGGAAUGAACAAUCAAGAUUUGAAAUCACUUCUUGCCAAAUGGAGAAACCCUUCUUUAACAGUGCAUAAGAUUGAGGUAUCUGGCCCAAAUAACAAUACUGUUAUCCCACAGACUGCACUGGCAUCCAUUUCCAUCCGAGUAGUACCCAAUCAAGAGUUGGUGAAAAUCAAGUCCCUGUUGAUUGAGUUUUUGGAAGAUCACUUCGCCGAAUUAGAUUCCGAAAAUGAACUUUCUGUGAAUAUCUUCCACGAAGCUGAACCAUGGUUGGGUGACCCAAGUAAUUUGGUAUACCAAAUCUUAUUCGAUAAGAUCCGCAAGAACUGGGGACCACAAGUUCCAGAACCAUUAUUUAUUCGUGAAGGUGGAUCUAUCCCAUCUAUCCGAUUCUUAGAGAAAUGUUUCAACGCUCCUGCGGCUCAAAUCCCUUGUGGUCAAGCAAGUGAUAAUGCCCAUCUUAAAGAUGAGAAGUUACGGGUUCUUAACUUGUACAAGUUACGUAACGUAUUAACCGAUUCUUUGAGAGAAUUGGGCAGUAAGUAGAAAAUGGAGUUUAGUGGGUCGAGACGUCUCUAAAAAAAAUCUACAUUUCAUAUAAAUACAUAUAAAUACAUACUUCAUAUCACAUAAUUAAUUAAUAGUACAGUAGUAUACAAUUCAUGCCAGCAUGGUGAUUCUUACC
Messenger RNA from [Candida] anglica, 3522 nucleotides. The record is from the annotation of a GenBank genome assembly. Lineage: Eukaryota; Fungi; Ascomycota; Pichiomycetes; Serinales; Debaryomycetaceae.